This is a messenger RNA of Drosophila nasuta, 1161 nucleotides long. RefSeq names its product pancreatic lipase-related protein 2. NCBI's taxonomy places the organism in Eukaryota, Metazoa, Arthropoda, Insecta, Diptera, Drosophilidae. The transcript has 2 exons. Bases 16 to 1092 code for a protein of 358 amino acids. The record is from RefSeq and is a predicted model, not a curated record. Gene Ontology annotation, molecular function: serine hydrolase activity; lipase activity. Gene Ontology annotation, biological process: lipid catabolic process.
CAGUUCUCAAUUAGAAUGUCGCAAUUGCUUUGGCUGUUACCACUGCUGCUGUUGCAGCUAUCAUGGCCCACCGGUGCCCAACUGGCUAACCCAGUGCUUAAAUUCCAAAUGAAUCUGCUGCAGGAGCAACUGGCCACACUCUGUCGCACAAUCAUCAAUCGCACUGGGGAUCAAUCCAAGGUCCUGCCAGAAAUGGCGCGCAUGAGUUUCGUUCUGCAAUUGGAUGCUUGCAGCAAUGUUAGUGUGCCGCUUAACCGUGCCGAUGAGCUGUUCACCACGUCCGGCUUCUCGCUGAAUAGAAAAACGGUCAUCUUCAUCACCGGCUGGGGCACAACCAUCGAAAGAUCCAACAGCGGACCAGUAGCCAAGGCAUUUGCCUGCCGCAAUGACACCAACUUUAUAAUACUAGACGCCGCACACUUUAUACGCACUUUCUAUAGCUGGGCAGUUCUCAACACCGAUACCAUUGGACGUUAUGUGGCCAAGGCAUUGAUUAAGCUGGACUCAAACUAUGUGACCAAGAACGUGCAUCUGAUUGGACACAGUUUGGGGGCACAAAUCGCUGGCUCUGCGGCCAGAUAUUAUAAGCAGCUGAGUGGAUUGCAGCUGUCGCGAGUCACCGGACUUGAUCCGGCCAAUCCGUGUUUCUACGAUGGCAAAGAGCUGCCCGGCACACGCAGUGGCGACGCCAAGUACGUGGACAUUAUCAUCUCGAAUCCGGGCUUGGCCGGAACCUCCGAUGAAGCGGGCGAUGCGAACUUCUUUGUCGAGGGUCUGCAACCCAUCAAGAAGGGCUGCACUGGCCUGGAUGCCAUCGGCUGUUCACAUCAGCGUGCUGUUGAUUACUUUACGGAAUCCGUCUAUCCGAAUAACACGCAAAACUUCAGAGGAAAUUACUGUGCCGCCUACGCUAGCCUCUGGACUGGCCGAGCUUGCAGCAAUGUGAGAACAGCGAUCAUGGGCUAUGCGGCCUCACGAUCGGGUCUCUUCUAUGUGGAAGUGAAUCAAGAGGAACCCUUCGGAAAAGAAGCGAAUCUGGACACGUUUACGCCCACCAAUAGUGCCUGCGGUGCUUGCAAUCCCAAUCUCUAAGCUCGCUUAAGUGAAUACUGUAGUGCAAUUGUUGCCACAAUAAACAGAAGCGAACAUUGAUUAAACGAA